AUGGAAGACGGAAAAUAUGGUACUUUCAACUUCCAACCCACCAAAAUCUUUCGCUAACAAAAACAUCUCAGUGGAAGGAAGUCUCUGGUACUACGCACCAAACAAGGUAGCACCAAUAAUAUUCGCCUUACUAUUCAGUAUCUCAAUGUUCUGGCACUUCUAUCAAUGCAUGUUCGUCUCACCACAACAUCCCCACAAACCCCACAAACCCUCCUCUAACACCGUAACCACAGCCGCUAUAAAUGCUGGAAAGUAACCGGUAUCUUCCCUGGGCAGCGCUGCUCUUCGUUGUGGGCUACAUCCUACGAGAAAUCGGGACUUUCAACUACGAUAACGUACCAAUCUUCAUUUCAAGUUUGGUGUUUAUAUACGCCGCUCCGUACGUUUCCUCUUUCCCCCCAAACCCUGUUUGGAAAACCGAGGUCACUGAUAUAUAUAAUGACAUAGACCCAUCUACGAACUCGCAAACUACUUCAUCCUCUCCCGCCUCCUCUACUACAUCCCCCACCACACCCCCAUCCACCCCGGCCGCGUCCUCUCCACCUUCGGCUUCAUCAGCACCAUCAUCGAGACACCGAACGCCAACGGCGCGGCGCUGGUAGCCAACACAACUCUCCCGCGGAAGAAACAAGAUACGGGAAAGGCACUUUUGAAACGCGCUUUAAUCCUGCAACUUGUCGUGUUAUCCUGCUUUAUCUUCUUAGCUGCUACGUUCCACCGCCAAUGUCGCGCCGCUGGUCUCACACCAAAGAAUUUACGCAUCCCGUUGAGGACUUUGUAUAUUUCUUCCUCGUUGAUUGGGAUUCGGAUGUUGUUUAGGACCGUGGAGUACUUUUCUAUUUCCUCGCUUUCUCUUGGUGUCUCUGCGUCGAGCCCGGGACUACCUUCGCCGUUGGUGAGGUAUGAAUGGUUUUUCUGGGUCUUUGAGGGAUCCCUGAUGUUACUUAAUACUUUCCUAUUGAACUUCUGGCAUCCGAUGCGUUACUUACCUAGGAAUAACAGGAUUUAUCUGGAGAGUGAUGGUGUGACAGAGGUCGAAGGACCGGGAUACCAGGAUAAGAGGAAGUGGUAUGUUACGUUUUUGGAUCCUUUUGAUGUGAGUGGGAUUUUUAGAGGGGGGGGGUGGCAAGUCGAGUGA
Molecule: messenger RNA, 1138 nt
Organism: Hymenoscyphus albidus
Lineage: Eukaryota; Fungi; Ascomycota; Leotiomycetes; Helotiales; Helotiaceae
Source: the annotation of a GenBank genome assembly